Molecule: messenger RNA, 2738 nt
Organism: Marchantia polymorpha subsp. ruderalis
Lineage: Eukaryota; Viridiplantae; Streptophyta; Marchantiopsida; Marchantiales; Marchantiaceae
Source: the annotation of a GenBank genome assembly
ACAGAGGAAGGAGACAGGUACUGCCAGAGGGGAGCGAAGAGGGAAACGGACAGAAGCGCAACGCAUGAGGAAGUGGAAGUUUUUAUCUGAUGCGCAGCAAGAGAGGCGACCACUGGAAGACGAGAGCCCGGCCGGGAAAAGGAUGUGUCUGCCUUGUGCCCCGCUGGUGCGUGCUGGUUGGUGAUGUGUCUCGAUGGGCAGGAUCCGUUUCUCCAAUUUGACCGGAGGCGCUUUGAACUGAAGCUCCUCAGCUGCCCGCCGUCCUCUUUCUUCUAACCUUUGUGACAGUCUUAACAUCCCAUUCUUCUUUCGUUAGUGCCGCAUUUGUGCCCAUCCCGUAAGGCAGGGAGGGAGGCAGGCAGGCAGGCACGCAGAGACUGUGCCAGUUUUGGAGUAUUGGACGCGGAGAGGGAGACGGAGAGGGGAAGGAAUUUAAAGAGGUCCAGCCCUUUUCUGAAACAGCUCGUCUCGGUCCGGCUCUUGCGGUCAAAACUUUGAAGCAGAAGUGAAGACCCGCAGGAUCCCUGGAUCGGUUGAGAGCUUUACGUUCGUGUUUACUUGGGUCAGUUCAGGUAUAACUUUCUGAUGUGGGUGCAAAGUUUUUUGCUUAGCUGUAAACGUGUGAUAAGGAGGCGUGAAGAGGGCUGAUUGGCAUUCUUUCCGGCCAACAACAUCCACAUAUUUGAAGGUGAAGAGAGAAGAUGGGGAACUGUUGGGGGGAUUUAGCGGGGGGUCGUCAAGCAGUAGGUGAGGCACCAUCGAAGGGUGUCGUUGAUGGGAGGCUGGAGGUCAUGGAGGCUGUCGAGAAGAUUACAGGUUCACAUGGCUAUUGUACUCAACUUUCUUUUUCAGCAGACAAACUACGCAACAAAGAUAUUUUUUCCAAGAGUGAUCCGAUGUUGGUUGCCUACAUCAAGAAAAGAGAUGGUUCUCUCGAGGAAGUAGGACGGACGGAAGUCAUCUUGAACUCUCUGAAGCCACAAUGGAUCACGGACUUGACUAUGAUGUAUAAUUUCGAGGAGAUACAACCUUUAGUGUUCAAAGUCUACGACAUAGAUACCAAAUUCAGUGGAGUUCCUGUACAGAAAUUAAAGCUAGAAAAUCAAACUCACCUGGGAGAAACAGACUGUCUUUUAUCUGAGAUAAUCACAUCCCCAGGAUCAGCGUUGGUAAAAGCUUUGAGAAGAGAAAACGAACAGGUUGAAACUGGUCCAGACUGUGGUACCCUUACGAUUCGAGCCGAAGAGCUGCAACGGAUUAAAUUUCUCGUCAAUAUGGUUAUAUCAGGAGAGGCGCUGGAGAAUAGGGAUACCUUCUCCAAAAGCGACCCUUUCUUGGUGUUUUCACGAGUACGAGAAGACGGACAGACUACUCCAGCCUUCAGAACGGAGGUGCAGAAGAAUAAUCUGGAUCCUCAAUGGAAGCCCAUCAAAGUUACACUUGCACAACUUUGCAAUGGUGAUAAGAACCGGCUUUUGAGAAUUGACUGUUGGAACUUUAACAAUAGUGGGAAGGCGGACCUCAUUGGAUUUGCCGAACUUUCACUGAAUAAGAUUAUGGAACACUUCGAUAAGCAGGAAACCAUUCAACUCCAGCGGUUGUCACAUGGACCCCACAUGUCACAUGGACACGCGUUGAAGAAUACAGGGAUGCUGAGAAUUAAAUCAUGCACAAUAUCGCCCUACCAUAGUUUUCUCGAUUACAUUGUUGGGGGGUGUGAAAUCAACUUCAUGGUUGCCGUAGACUUCACUGCUUCGAACGGGAGUCCUUUCCAACCUGAUUCAUUGCACUAUGCUGACCCUAGCGGAAGGCCGAAUAAGUAUCAACAAUCCAUUUUGGCAGUUGGUGAGGUGCUUCAGCAUUAUGAUUCAGACCAGCGUUUUCCAGCUUGGGGAUUUGGAGGCCGACCAAUUGACGGACCCGUUUCUCAUUGUUUUGCCUUGAAUGGAAAUCAACAAGCUGCAGAGCAGGUCGAUGGUGUCAGUGGAAUCCUAUACGCCUACUCCCAAGCUUUGCGUCAUGUUGCGUUGGCUGGUCCAACUUUGUUCGCUCCGGUCAUAAAUAUGGCUGCCUCAAUCGCAUCUCAGUUUGUGUCUCAGGAAAAUCAAAAGUAUUUCGUACUUUUAAUAAUCACGGACGGUGUGAUUACUGAUCCUCAACAGACCAUUAAUGCGUUGGUACACGCUUCUAAUUUGCCUCUGUCUGUGCUCAUCAUUGGAGUAGGAGGAGCGGACUUCUCUGAAAUGGAGACCUUAGAUGCAGAUAAGAAGAGAUUGCAAACCUCAGAUGGUAGAGCGGCCCACAGAGACAUCGUCCAGUUUGUUCCGAUGGAUAAAAUGGAGAAGGGCUCGGAGUUGGCCAAAAUGCUCCUGGCAGAGCUUCCCUAUCAAUUUCUUGAGUUCAUGAAUCUAAAGGGCAUCGUUCCGGGCACACCAAGAGUGCCACCACAACAACCGCAGUAAACAAACCAAGUUCAUUUUGGAUUAUUUCGUGUUUCCUUUUGUCAGCUGCUGAAUACCUCUGCGAGUGCUUUUGUAAUCAUUUUCCGACUGUCCGCCCUACACACUUCACCAACACUUCAUGUCAGAAAGAGCCCUUUGCCUGGGGUCAACAGUGUAUAACAUUAUCGCAGGUCACAUAAGAUCAAGCUUUGCCUUUGGACUGCGUUGAUUGGCUUUUGUCUCUGUAGAUUUUGUUUAAUCCUUCAAUCUAAUAAAGUUCACUGGCAAGUUAUGAGU